Messenger RNA from Suillus discolor, 765 nucleotides. RefSeq lists its product as uncharacterized. NCBI's taxonomy places the organism in Eukaryota, Fungi, Basidiomycota, Agaricomycetes, Boletales, Suillaceae. The coding region runs from base 205 to 651 and encodes 148 amino acids. The transcript has 2 exons. The record is from RefSeq and is a predicted model, not a curated record.
AUGUUUCUUACGACCUUCCAGACCUUCUCAUUGGCCUUCACAGAUCACUUAUGCGGUGGUCCACCUUGAAGUAGAUGAGCCACCACCACCACCGCUUCACGCCACGCUAACAUACAAUAACCAACUGACAAUGGGUCCAUGCAGGGGCAGGUCCACAGGUUGCUCCUUCUUCUCUAGUAACCCGCCUCUCUCGCCACCUCAGUAAUGUCGUCAUCUUCCAAACUCUACAUCCCUGUACACCGGCGGGAACCUUCACCGGGUUCGGCUAGCUCAACAAAGGCUUCGUUACCAGCACACUCAUUGUCGCCCUUGCCUCAUGAUAGCAGUGAGUAUUAUCCUCUAGCCUUUACCCAUCGGGUGGCACAUACCUCAUGUUCGUCACGUCAUACAGGACCUAUUAUCUACACACCUUCAGACAUGCUACUAUUAGCGUCAUCGCCUCUGUCAAAGUUAUCGCUGGACGAAUUGAACACCUUGCGAGCCGUAGCACCAGAAAUUGUCCAGAGCCAGAGGCAGCGCAGAACACACGAAUGGAGCAUGAGUUUUGGCCCGUACUGGCCCGGGAACCCUCGCAGACGCCCUCAAUUCCCCUUGCAGUCACAUUUAAACACUUCGGAAUCUGAAGGUGAGGGACAACGAUGGAGGAAGUGACGCGUAGUGAUACACUCCCGUCCAAGUCGAGUCCCUACCCCCUAUGCGAAGGCAGUCUUUAGUAUGCAAUAGAUCAUGUUGUAUGGAUCUAAUGGCUUGAGCCAACGCCUAGAG